Messenger RNA from Brassicogethes aeneus, 2526 nucleotides. NCBI's taxonomy places the organism in Eukaryota, Metazoa, Arthropoda, Insecta, Coleoptera, Nitidulidae. The record is from the annotation of a GenBank genome assembly.
AUGAGACGUGGAGUAAACCAAACCACUAACGAAGGCAUGGUACUAAGAAGUCACCGACAUGGGCAAGAGGCAGCAAGGAGCUUACCUAUAUUAACAGGUGCUCUCCAAACAAACCCUAAUGCAUUUUGGAACCAGGAAACAGAAACCACAGAUGGCCAGCCUAGUUCGACAGCAACAGUCCAUCAGCAAGCAACUCUACCUGGUACGUCUCUGACAUCACCACACCACCAUUCAGCGAGGAUUCCUACAGCCCCAGAGGAGUGGCAAUUCACCCAGGUAAAUGCGACUGACAAUGGACAAGGCUUCUCAUCAAAUAGCACACAAGGUAGGAAUGUUCCUUUAUUAAUUAAUGGGGAUAAUGACCCACAAACUGGUAGACAGCAUACUAUGGGGUGGAUACCACCGUUUACAUCAGGCACUCAAUUUAUUAAUAACAUUGCUGCACAUACAGGAGCAGUACCUAGAAAUAGUUAUUAUAAUGAUAAUGUACAGCUAAAUAAUCAGAGUUUUUUACCUCCUACCAAUGUAAACAGUAAUCAGCAAGGUUGGAGAGGUUCUGGUCAACCUGUUUUUCUUGAAACACAAACUAGAAACGUCAAUAUUGCCGAUGUUUGCAAGAUAUCAAGGCGCGCUUUAUUUGAAGAGUGGUGUGCUUACAAAAAAAAUGAAAGGCCCCUCAAAAUUUUAUUAAAAAUUAGGUCCUAUCUGCCUACUGAUAUUCCUGAAGUUAUAGAACAAAACUUAAAAGAAAAUAGUAUCAGUUUUUGUCGCCAAAUUAACAAAUGGUGGCAAGAAUGCUUCCGAUCACGCAAGAAACUGGAAAAAGACCAUGCUGUCUGGCUUAAUGGAACCAUGACUAUUAACUUAAAUAAACGGCCAACAACUAGUCCACAGGGACCCUCUAGUUCAAUGGGAAGACCCCAAAAAUUAUUCGAAGAAUUGUCUCAAAAAUCUAAGAUUCGACGAGUAGAGCCCCUAGUGAAAAAUCAUACCUCGAAGGAAUUAUGUUUUGCCGCCGAAAGAUCGAGGCGGUUUUCGACUACCAACAGUACUACAUCAAACACUAUCACAACCAUAAAGGCCAUUGCGUUAUAUUAUGACCUUAAUUUAACUGUCAGGAAGUACGAAAUUUUACGUUCCGUUGUAAACGCGAUGCAUCCCGACUGUUUCCCAAGCUAUCGUUCCCUACUUACAACAAAAAAUAAAUAUUUGCCAGCCCACAUUUCUGUAACGGAGACAUCUGCUGAAGUUGACCUUCAAGAACUUUUAGAAAAAACAACAAUCAGUAUAUUAAAUAUUUCAAACUUAAGUAAAUGUCAAACUAGUGAUUUAAAACUUAUUUGUAAAUGGGGUUUUGACGGUAGCUCGGGGCACAGUCUUUACAAGCAAAAAUUUGCAUCCCCCUCUGCUACUGAUGAAUACAUGUUUCUAACGGCUAUGGUUCCGAUACAAUUGAUCGACAGAAGUAAAAAUAUUAUUUCGUGUAAUUUUAAAACUUCAUCAACCUUUUACUGUAGACCCAUUAAAUUUACAUUUAUUAAAGAAUGUGCCGAAAUUAUUCGUCAAGAGGAAAAAAACGUUGUUCAAUCAAUUAAUGCCCUAAAAACGUAUGAAAUUUCGGUAGGGGAUGCAAAUUUUAAAGUAUCAUUUGAGAUGCUUUUUACUAUGUUUGAUGGCAGUGUUGCUAAUAUCUUGUCUCAAACAAAUUCAUCUGCGAAAUGCAUCAUUUGUGGAGCCACUCCUAAAGAAAUGAACCUGGACACAGUUUUAACCAAAUAUCCGAAAGUUGAAAACUAUCGUUUUGGAAUUUCAACUUUACAUUGCUGGAUAAGAUUUUUCGAGUGUUUGCUACACAUAGCUUAUCGUUUACCAAUAAAAACCUGGCAAGUAAAGGGAGAACCAAACAAGGCAAUUUUUAAAAACACAAAAAAAUCUAUUCAGGAGGGCUUUAAAAGUAAACUGCAUCUUAUUGUUGAUAAGCCAAAGCCGGGAUGUGGCUCCACAAAUGAUGGCAAUACCGCAAGAAAGUUUUUUCAGAAUCCACAAUUAAGUGCCGAAAUAACAGGGAUUAGUAAGGACCUAAUUAUCAAAUUCCAUACAAUUAUAAGGGUACUAGUUUCGGGUUUUAAGAUAAAUGUUGAAAAAUUGAAACCCUUACUUAAUGAAACACGCUCUCUUUAUUUAAGUCUAUAUAACUGGUACUAUAUGCCUAGUUCGGUUCACAAGGUUUUAGUGCAUGGCUGCGAAAUAAUCGAUUUUUUUGAAUUUCCUAUUGGGCAACUUUCGGAAGAUGCUUUAGAGGCUAGACAUAAGGAAUUCAGAAAAAUCCGAUUACAUAAUAGCCGAAAAACUUCGAGAACAGAUACCAAUUACGACAUAAUAAGAAACCUUAUAAUGUCUUCUGACCCUGAACUAGCAUCCCUUAGGCAAAUAAAAUCAUUAGAAAAGAGGUCGGAUUAUUCAGAUAUUAAAGAAUAUUUCAUAAUUGAGGAGUCUCUAAAUGAUUCAGGUUUCUUUUCAGGUUGA